Molecule: messenger RNA, 1919 nt
Organism: Brienomyrus brachyistius
Lineage: Eukaryota; Metazoa; Chordata; Actinopteri; Osteoglossiformes; Mormyridae
Gene: babam1
Product: BRISC and BRCA1 A complex member 1
Exons: 8
Coding region: 450-1517 (355 amino acids)
Biological process (GO): double-strand break repair; mitotic G2 DNA damage checkpoint signaling; positive regulation of DNA repair
Cellular component (GO): BRISC complex; nuclear body; BRCA1-A complex
Source: RefSeq, a predicted model, not a curated record
UUCCGGCUCGUAGCCGGCUUUCCGGGUAAGAAGAUGGCUUCAUACAUAAAGCAGUUAGCUAGCUGGGUGUUUUGGUUUUAUCAAAGCGUCUGCAUCGCCAGCGACAGCGUUUAAUGCGGUUCUUUAAUAUUGACUAGUCAUGUAGGAAAUAUUUUCGAAGCGGCGCGGUUCUCAUUUGUAUUGUUCAGUAUUUCGCGUGUCGCUGGUUAAACAGCUCUUUGCAUUCCCAGCGCGGUUUUGCUUCCGUAUUAAUGUCAGUCGUUAGAUUGCUGGUUUAAACCCCAGGUUAGCUCACGUUUAAACAUUAAUGACAAUAUUAUGUAAUAUAACUGCUAAUCGGAGCUUUCAUUACUAACGGACAAGGAACGGAGGCGAAGUGUCAUAGCGUCUUUAGGAGCAGCCUCGAGUCAGAGCUCAGAACUGCCUGUAUUGCAACUAUUUCGGGUGACAUGGAGACGUCGGAGCCAGGCCAGGCUGACGGAGAGGAGCGGCCGGCGGAGCCAAGGCCGCGGACGCGCUCCAAUCCGGAGGGGGCCGAGGAUCGCAGCAUCAGCACCACCAGCAGCAGCAGCAGCGCCCCGCAGCCUGCCGUGGGCAGCCGCAGUGAGGGCGAAGGGGAGGCCUCCAGCAGCGACAGCCCUCCCAGCUCCACCACCAACACCGCAGCCCCCGCGGCCGUCGCCCCUGCCAUCUGCACCGCUGCCUCCGCUGUGAAGGACAGGCCGAAGCCGGCACAGGCGUCCCCGGCGCCCCCCCUGCCCCCGGCCGCGGACGUGCAGCUGAGGGCGCCGCGAGUCAACUGCCCGGAGAAAGUGAUAAUAUGCCUGGAUCUGUCAGAGGAGAUGUCCUUGCAGAAGCUGGAGUCGUUCAAUGGAUCGAAGACGAAUGCUCUCAACGUGUCACAGAAGAUGAUUGAGAUGUUUGUUAGGACAAAGCACCGGAUCGACAAGCGCCAUGAGUUCGCCCUUGUUGUUGUCAACGAUGAUGCCUUGUGGCUGUCCGGCUUCACCUCGGACCCCCGAGAGCUAUGCAGCUGCCUCUAUGACCUGGAGACGAACGCCUGUGAUUCCUUCAAUCUUGAGGAUCUCCUGAAUGUUAUCCUGCAUAAGAUGGAGCUGCCGUUGAUGGAGAAUGUCCAGACCAUCCCCCCUCCCUUCGUGGUGCGGACGCUCCUUAUUUACAGCCGCCAUGCAGGACAGCUACAUUUCAAUCCCUCCGAGGCUGUCAGGAAGAUGCUGCAGUCGCCUUACUUCUUUUUUGAUGUGAUUUAUCUGCACAAUGGAGCUGAGGAGCAUGGAGAUGAAAGCAGCUGGAAGGACAUUUAUGCUUCAUUUGGGAACCUGGACUCCAAAGGCAUGUGCUACCGUUUUGAGGUGUCUCUGAGCGCCCCCGCCAUCGAGCUGCACAACUGCAUGGCCAAGCUUCUGGCCCACCCCCUGCAGAGGCCUUUUCAAAGCCACGCCUCCUACAGUCUGCUGGAGGGAGGGGACCCUCAGGAAAUGGAGGCCACUGUCUGAGCUGCAUGUCCAGCCUUUUUAGGUUUCCCUCUGCAUCAGCUAAUUGCCGUGACAACGAUUUACAUUACAUCGAAAGCAUUUAAAGAAUCCUUUGAGGUUAUCUAACCUCUAAUUCCCCGAAGACGGUCAGUGGAGAUGAUUCUCAUUUGGCCCCGAGUUGAUUUGUAAUAUGUGUUUAUAUAUCUUAGUCUCUGAAAUGUACGUUGAUUUUUCUUUUUUAAUGUCACAUUUGAACUUUUUUAUUGUUCAAGAAAUGAAUUCUACAGGUUUAAACUACCUGUAAAUGUCUUUGACAAAACAGGGAUACAAUCUUUCCCUUAUGAAUUGCACGUAGUUCUUAGUGCGCAAGAAUUCAUUAAAGUCAACCCAUCGUACAUCUUGUAUAGUAAAGAUUUGAAUGGA